Molecule: messenger RNA, 1217 nt
Organism: Aspergillus alliaceus
Lineage: Eukaryota; Fungi; Ascomycota; Eurotiomycetes; Eurotiales; Aspergillaceae
Product: inositol monophosphatase family protein
Exons: 6
Coding region: 136-1137 (333 amino acids)
Biological process (GO): inositol metabolic process; phosphatidylinositol phosphate biosynthetic process; signal transduction
Molecular function (GO): inositol monophosphate 1-phosphatase activity
Source: RefSeq, a predicted model, not a curated record
GGCCACUCUUCUCAUUAUUCUACAUCUCCUAUGCUAGAAUAUAACAGGCUGUUGCUCUAAGAAGAAGCAUCGUGAAACGCGGCCCUCGUAGUAUCCAUUUGAAAGCCUUGCACUUAUCGUUAUCGACCCCGCACCAUGACGGUCCCUCAGCUCGACCAGGAGCAACUGGACGAGAUCUACUCUUUUUCAGUAGACCUCAGCCGUAAAGCCGGUCAACUCUUGCUAGAAAGCAUUGAAAAACGAAUCGAGGGCGAGGGAAGCCAGUCGGAGGAAGAAAAGGAGAACGCGGUGGAUAUUGUGACUCAGACAGAUGAAGAUGUGGAAACAUUUAUCAAAACCGCAAUCCAGGAGAAAUACCCCUCCCAUAAGUUUCUCGGAGAGGAGACAUAUGCCAAAGGACAAUCUCGAGACUACCUUAUCGAUGAAAACCCAACCUGGUGUAUCGAUCCACUAGACGGGACGGUUAACUUCACCCACAUCUUCCCCAUGUUCUGUGUCUCCAUCGGCUUUAUCGUCAAUCACAAACCCGUCAUAGGGGUAAUCUACGCUCCUUUCCAAGACCAACUUUUCUCGUCGUGUCUCAAUCGAGGCGCCUGGUUGAAUGAAAAGCGCCGUCUUCCACUCAUCCACAAGCCGUCAAUCCCGCCAAUGCCUCCCAACGCACCCAGCAAAUGUAUCCUUUCCUGCGAAUGGGGUAAAGAUCGCCGCGAUAUCCCUGAUGGAAAUAUGCACCGCAAGAUCGAGAGUUUUGUGAAUCUGGCGGCUGAACUUGGUGGUCGGGGUGGAAAGGGCGGCAUGGUCCACGGGGUCCGCAGCCUGGGAAGCGCGACGCUAGAUUUGGCGUACACUGCAAUGGGAUCGUUUGAUAUUUGGUGGGAAGGUGGCUGUUGGGAAUGGGACGUUGCUGCUGGAAUUGCCAUCCUUCUUGAAGCCGGUGGUCUAGUCACGACUGCCAAUCCACCGGCGGAUCCGGAUAAUGCCCCAAUUGAAGAUGUACGGCUAGGUAGUCGCUUGUAUUUGGCUAUUAGGCCGGCAGGACCAUCGGGCACCGAGACUGGGCGACAGACACAGGAGAGAACGGUAAGGGAGGUAUGGAAGCGUGUACGACAGCUUGAAUAUGCACGGCCUGGUGCUUGAUCUCUUCCUGAGGAUUUCGAAAACUAUAUAUGAUACUUUGUUGGAGGAGCUUGUUUUGAUGUAUGACGACAUGUCUAAUU